Messenger RNA from Ylistrum balloti, 1677 nucleotides. RefSeq names its product lysophospholipid acyltransferase 2-like. Gene Ontology annotation, biological process: lipid modification. Gene Ontology annotation, molecular function: acyltransferase activity. Gene Ontology annotation, cellular component: membrane. Bases 29 to 1468 code for a protein of 479 amino acids. The transcript has 12 exons. The record is from RefSeq and is a predicted model, not a curated record. NCBI's taxonomy places the organism in Eukaryota, Metazoa, Mollusca, Bivalvia, Pectinida, Pectinidae.
UGAAUCUCAAACCAGGAACACAUGAACGAUGGUUCACGUUGGGCAAUUUUAUCAGGGCUCAGGGCUGCUUCAGCCGGUGUCUAAUAUUACCGGGUUACCGCUUGACCAGGUAAACUACCUCACCUGCAAUAUAAUAGCAUUUUUCUGUGCAAUACAAUUGAGAAAGAGACUUCCUGGAUCACUGGAGAACAGCACUCAGAGACACAUUGUAGAACUAUGCCUUGGCCUUGCCCUGUCAUUUUUCUGUUUUGGGUACCAGAUCAUUCACAUGAUCCUUUACUCCGCCAUACCAUAUUUGCUGAUGUUGUAUGGACCCAGGGCUUCAUUUCAUAAGAUGGUGUUUGCUGUGGCAAUGGGCUACACUUCUGUUAUGCAUUUAUACAGAUUAUACUAUGACUUUUUUGGCUUUUCGCUUGAUGUGACAGGACCCUUGAUGUUGAUGACACAGAAAUGUACCAGUGUGGCAUUUGCUCUACAUGAUGGAACAGAGAAAGAGGAAGAGAAAUUGUCUGAGGACCAGAAAAAGAUGUGCAUUAAAAAAACUCCAGAUGCCCUGUCCUAUUUUAGCUACAUCUUCUGUUUCCAUGGUCUCAUGGCUGGACCUCUCUGCUUUUAUGCUGAUUACAUCCAUUUUAUAAACGGUGAAAAUUACAAAGUUGCAGAAUCAAAAGCAGUCAAUAAUCAUGAGACAGAAAGACCUACACCUAAUCCUGAGUCGGCAAUGAAGGAGACUGGUCUGAUUGUGGCAGUUUGUGGAAUCCUGAUGUUACUGAGCCCUAUCUUCUUCCCCGUGUCAAGGAUGACAGAGGACGAGUUCCUGUACGACACAAAUAUCUUAUACCGUAAUCUGUACUUACUCAUCUGUGUGUCACUGGUCCGAGCAAAAUACUACUUCGCCUGGAAACUAGGAGAGCUGACAAACCAAAGUGCAGGACUUGGAUUCAAUGGUUAUGAUGAAAAUGGCAAGGAAAAGUGGGACUUACUGAACAAUCUCCAUAUAUGGAAAUUAGAGACGGCCACAAGCCUGAAAGUUAACAUUGAUACGUGGAAUAUCCAGACACUGAUUUGGUUACGCCGGGUUGUGUAUGACCGUACGCCAAAGGCGUAUAACACUGUGUGUGUUUUUGUUGUGAGCGCAUGGUGGCAUGGAUUCUAUCCUGGCUAUUACCUCACAUUCGUCACCACAGCUUUCGUCAUUCUUGCGACUAGACAGGUGCGGAGAAACAUUCGCCCGUAUUUCCAAAAAACGGAACAGAUGAAGUUUUUCUAUGACUGUAUAACAUUUGCUGCUACAAGGAUGGCCAACGUUUACCUGGCCUCAUCGUUUUGUCUUCUGUCCCUAUCAGCCAGCCUUAGACUGUUGAUAUCGGUUGGAUUUUACAUUCACAUCUUUACAGCUGUGACACUUGUCUACUUCACUUUCAUCAGCCCACCAAAGAAACGAGAAGAUAUCAAGAAAAGCGAAUGAAGAACAGAAAUGUGGACUCAUUGGUAUCUUGUAGUAGGUUAUUGAGACAGAUUUUGAUUUUUGGCCACUGAGUUUUGACCAGUGAUAUGAGCUGCUGACUUUAGACCAGUGAGUUUGGCCACUGGGAUUGACCAGUGAUUUUGUCCACCAGGUUUUGACCAAUGAUAUUUUUUGCCACUGGGAUUGACCAAUGAUUUUGGCCACUGGGA